Molecule: messenger RNA, 2763 nt
Organism: Platichthys flesus (European flounder)
Lineage: Eukaryota; Metazoa; Chordata; Actinopteri; Pleuronectiformes; Pleuronectidae
Gene: slc6a19b
Product: solute carrier family 6 member 19b
Exons: 12
Coding region: 264-2135 (623 amino acids)
Biological process (GO): sodium ion transmembrane transport
Cellular component (GO): plasma membrane
Source: RefSeq, a predicted model, not a curated record
UUUAUUAUCUCCAGUAAAGCUCACAUGAACAGUGAACUCUGUAAUAUGACCCGUCCCCGUCAGAUAAGACACUGGCUGAUUGCCAUGUGGCUUCUUGCUCGGUCACACUUAUAAGGCUGCACACCUCCUGCUGAUGAUCUCUGACAGCACAGUGGAGUCAGUCUAUCACAGGGGUCCGGUACAUCUCGCGGUGAGAGUAAUUCAAUUUACAAUUCAGCAGAUUAUCGCAAAACAACAGCUACAGGGCCAGUUUCUCCUCGAUCAUGAAGCUCCAAAUCCCUAAUCCGGGCCUGGAGGACAGGUUACUGUCCUACGAGGAGCUGGACAAGCUGGAGGAGGACGAGGCUGGAGACCGACCAAAAUGGGACAACAAGACGCAGUACAUGCUGACGUGUGUGGGGUUUUGUGUGGGGCUCGGAAAUGUCUGGCGCUUCCCCUAUCUGUGCCAGAGUCAUGGAGGAGGUGCAUUUAUGAUACCAUUUCUGAUCCUACUGGUCCUUGAAGGAAUCCCACUUCUGCAUCUGGAGUUCGCCAUCGGUCAGCGUAUAAGAAAGGGGAACUUGAAGUUAUGGGCUACAAUUCAUCCUUAUUUAGUUGGUAUUGGAGUUGCAUCCAUGUGUGUGUCUCUUACAAUUAGUCUCUACUACAACACCAUCCUUGCCUGGAUUAUGUGGUACUUCUUCAACUCAUUCCAGGAGCCUCUGCCAUGGAGUCAAUGUCCUCUGAAUGCCAAUUCAACAGGAUAUAUCCCAGAGUGUGAGAAGAGCUCCCCCGUGGAUUAUUUCUGGUACAGGGAGACCUUGAACACAACUCCUGAGAUUGAGAGCGACGGUGGGCUGCAGUGGUGGAUAUUGUUGUGCCAUAUUUGUGCAUGGUCUAUGCUCUACGUCUGCAUCAUUCGUGGGAUUGAGACCACAGGGAAGGCUGUGUAUGUGACAUCAACUCUUCCUUAUGUGGUGCUGACGAUCUUUCUAAUCAGAGGACUGACUCUGAAAGGAUCUUUGAAUGGACUAAAGUUUCUCUUCACGCCGGAUGUUGCAGAGCUGGCAAAGCCAUCAACAUGGCUUGAUGCAGGUGCUCAGGUUUUCUAUUCCUUCUCUCUGGCUUUCGGUGGUCUCAUUUCCUUCUCCAGCUACAACUCAGUGCACAACAACUGUGAACAGGACGCAGUUAUCAUCUCCGUCAUCAAUGGUUUCACCUCUGUCUUUUCUGCAACUGUCAUUUACACCAUUAUCGGCUUCAGAGCGACAGAGAGAUUCGACAGCUGUCUUUCUGGAAACAUCCUUGAAUUGCUAAAUACAUUUAAUCUGGCUGAGGGCACCAUCACUGAAAGCAACUACAUUGACGCCCUUCAAUAUUACAAUGAAACAAAACCUGGUGUUGUUCAAGGGUUGGAUCUGAAAACCUGCAACUUGGACACUUUUCUCAGUGAGGGAGUUGAAGGAACUGGUUUAGCCUUCAUUGUGUUCACUGAGGCUAUCACCAAGAUGCCGCUCUCACCUCUGUGGGCCGUCCUCUUCUUCGUCAUGCUCUUCUGCCUGGGCCUCUCUUCUAUGUUUGGUAACAUUGAAGGAGUACUAGUGCCACUGCAAGACCUGGGCGUUUUCCCAAAGUCAUGGCCAAAGGAGGCCCGCACUGGUUUAACAUGUGUAGUCUGCUGUCUGGUGGGUCUGAUAUUUGUCCAAGGCUCAGGAAACUACUGGCUUGCUCUCUUUGACACUUACGGAGGAUCCAUCCCCCUGCUAGUUGUUGCCUUCUGCGAAAUGUUCUCCGUGGUAUACAUUUAUGGGAUAGAUAGGUUCAAUGAAGACAUUGAGUUCAUGAUUGGACACAAACCCAAUAUCUUCUGGCAGGUAACUUGGAGAGUCAUCAGCCCGCUCAUCAUGUUUGUCAUCUUGGUCUUUUACUUUGUCACUAAAGUUUCUGAAAAGAUCUUUUACAAAGUUUGGGAUCCAGAAUCGGAGAAAUUUCCAGUUCUGGAGGACCAACCAUAUCCAGUCUGGAUCAAUGUGAUCAUUUUUAUAUUGGCAGGAAUACCCAGUCUUGCUGUACCUAGUGUUGCCCUCUGGAAAUGUAUCAGGAGAAAGACAAAGAAAAGUGAAAAGUCAGACAUCGAUAUGUCAGACGAAAUUUAAGUCACCAGUGAGUCAAACAAUAUCCCUGGCAGAUAUGCUUAAACAAAAGUGAAGUGAAGUAUAUCAUGGUUUAUCUAUGACAUUCAAAUGGCUUUUAUAAUGGUUGGUAUUAUGUUAUUUAGAACAUGUGUAACUUGGGAUUCUAAUUACACUAGACAUGACAAAUCGAAUGAACAUAAGAUUACUUGUGAUGUGGCAGCUACAGUAAAGGAAGCUCUGCCCUCAAAGGAAUCUGACGUGGAGCCAUAUAAUAAAAAGAAUCAACUUGUAACUGCAUUCCUAAUCCUCUAAUUUGUUUGUUUAUAACUGUGUACUAUAUAAUACGCCUCCGUUUUCUGAUUUCCAGUAUAGAAUAAUAGAUUUGACUGAUUAAUAUGAUUCAUGAGUUGAUGUAAAGCAUUAAACUUUUUUGUUACUACUUCUGAUUAGGAAUUCCAUCAUGUUUUAAACUGUAGUGCAAGUGGUGUUGAUUACUAUUGUUGACAAAUGCAAAUAUCAGUCAUCUAAAAUGUGUCACUAUCAAACGUAUACAUGUACUGUAUAGGUCACUAUAUAAUCACUAUAUAUAUGUAAUAUAUUUGUUAUGCUGCAGUAUCUCAAGGAAAAUAAAUUUGUUUACACAACAUGA